Messenger RNA from Naegleria lovaniensis, 282 nucleotides. RefSeq lists its product as uncharacterized. The coding region runs from base 1 to 282 and encodes 93 amino acids. Lineage: Eukaryota; Heterolobosea; Eutetramitea; Acrasida; Naegleriidae. The transcript has a single exon. The record is from RefSeq and is a predicted model, not a curated record.
AUGUCCCAUCAGGAUAGCUCAACCUCAGUUGAGAGCUCUUCAUCAUCGUCAUCGACCUCUGAAUCCCACGCCCAACCACCAAUACCGAAUGCCCGAGAAAAAGUAAAACAACGUAUGGAUAAUGAAAAGUAUUUGAGGGCUCAUCCCGAAUUAAAGCAAAUGAUCGCCAGGGCAGUAGAUGUUAUUCUUGUAACGAAACCUGAAACUAGGGACCUACAUCAACAAAUAUGUAAAUUCUUUAUGCAAGAGAAUUUAAAAGAUAUUUGUAAUAACAACCAUUAG